GAAUGAAUUGGAAAAUGAACUUUGAAAGCCACCCUGCAAUCUUUCUUUCAGCAAUAGAAUGCCGAUGAAAUAUUAAGGAACUAGAAGAAUUUGUCCUGGGGCACCUUAAAAGCAAAGAGAUUUGUUUUCAUAUCCUUGCUGUCGAGCAAACCUUUCUGUUGCACAAGUAGAGUUGGGUUGGGCUACGUCUCGGUGCUUAGCAUCCACCCUUUUCCUGUGGGUGGGAACCUCAAAAAAAAAAGUACUGGGAAGAAAUGGAGAAGAGAUUUGGCUACCCGGGCAGUUCUUGCCCAUGCAGGUGUGCAUAAUGCGUAGGAAUGCCAGACAGACCUGAGUCACAGGUAACCUCCCCUGCAUACAUGCAACACGCCUAAUCACACCUGAGAUAAAGAGAAAACUGCUUCUUUCCUACUUUACUUGCCUAACAGCUAUAGGUGCUGCUACUAGGAACUCCUCCAUUUACCCUGGAGAAAAGAAAAACAAGCCAGAGGGAGUUGUUUUAAAAAAAAACAAACGGCAACAGCAGCAGCAAAAAGGUGGAGGGAGUGAAAAGGUGUGAGACAAUCCUGGAUCAGAAGCAACCAGGAGACCUGAAGAGAUUACAGAAGACCACGUUAAAGGAGUUCAAGAAUUAUCAAAUGAGUCUGAGCUGAGCCAUUGCUGACUCCACAGUCUGCUGUAUUUCAGGAAGAAUGGACAAGCUCUUGGGAAGGAUGUGGUUCCAGCUGCUUCUGUUCUCCCUGCUUUUUAUCUUGGGCCAAGGGAAAAAAAUUAACCAAUGUGUGGCUUCUAGGGCAAAAAGCUGCACUGAAUGCAUCCGAGUGAGCAGCAACUGUACUUUUUGCACAGAUGAGAACUUCAAAGGCAUCCGUUGUGAUUUGGAAGAUAAUCUAAGGAGCUAUGGCUGCCAAAACAACAUAAAAGUAAAGUCUGGAGAGGUAUUAAUGACAAAGAAUUUCCAAAUUGAUACAACUCUGAGGAAAACACAAGUAUCUCCGCAGCACGUAUUACUCAAACUGAGACCGGAUGACGAAGUAAACAUUGCCAUGCAGGUGUUUGAGCCCACUGAACCUCCUGUGGACCUCUACAUCCUUAUGGAUUUUUCAUAUUCCAUGUCUGAUGACUUGGACAACCUGAAACAAAUGGGCCAGUACCUUGCAAAUUUCUUGACGGAGCUGACGCAUGACUAUACCAUUGGUUUUGGCAAAUUUGUGGACAAAGUUACAGCACCACAGACAGACAUGAGGCCCAUAAGAUUGCGGGAACCUUGGUUUAAUGCUGACCCGCCUUUCUCUUUUAAGAAUGUCAUCCGUCUAACCAAUGAUAUCAAUAAAUUCAGCCAGGAAUUGAUGAAGGAACGUAUAUCAGGGAACUUGGAUGCUCCUGAAGGUGGCUUUGAUGCUAUAUUGCAAACAGCAGUUUGCAAGGAGAAUAUUGGGUGGCGGAAUGACAGCACUCACCUCCUGGUCUUCUCCACUGAGUCGGCCUUCCAUUACGAAGCUGAUGGCGCCAACGUCCUUGCUGGAAUCCUAAGAAAGAAUGAUGAAAAAUGCCACCUAACUCAAGCAGGGACUUACACCUUUGAUACCAAGCAGGAUUACCCCUCAGUGCCUACCCUUGUGCGCCUUCUGGGGCGGAGUAAUAUCAUCCCUAUUUUUGCUGUCACCAACCACUCCUAUGAUUACUAUGAGAAACUGCACAAAUAUUUUCCAAUUUCUGAAAUUGGGAGGCUUCAAGAAGAUUCUUCCAACAUUGUGGAAUUGAUCCGUUUGGCUUUUAAGCGCAUUCGUUCCAAGAUGAGCAUUCAAGCUUACGAUAUCCCAAAAGCCAUGAAAACUGAAAUAUCAUCCUCAAAAAGUGAAAAAAUGGAGUCUGGUUCAUUGCAUAUUGUUCAAGGCGAACUGAAAACUUUCAAUGUGAAUUUGAAAGCUAAGCACUUUGCUGACAAGCAUGUCUGUGAUCUCCCAGAGAAGGAGCGGAAAGGUAUUAUCCACAUUAAGCCCUCCUCUUUCAGUCACAAAAUGGAGAUUGAUGCCUCAAUUCUCUGCGACACCUGCUCCUGUGAAAAGACUCAGGAAGUUAAAUCAUCAAAGUGCAGUUACAAUGGAAAUUUUGUCUGCGGACAAUGUGUGUGCAAUCCAGGCUGGCGGGGGGACCAGUGUAGUUGCUCAACAUCCUCCUUUACUGAUACUGAGGCCUGCACACGACCUGGAGAUAAAGAACCCUGUUCUGGCAAAGGAGAAUGCCUUUGUGGGAUCUGUCAGUGCUAUUCUGAAGAUCUCAUCCAGCGUUAUGAAGGACAGUAUUGUGAAUUCGACAACUUGCAAUGUUCCCGCACUUCUGGAUUCCUCUGCAAUGACCGGGGACGAUGCUACAUGGGCCAGUGUGUAUGUGAAGCUGGUUGGGAAGGCGCCGGCUGUGAGUGUCCCACAAGCAACGAAACCUGUGUCAGCAGCAAUGGGCUGAUUUGUAAUGGACAAGGGAGAUGUGAAUGUGGUCGAUGCCUCUGUAAUAACCCCACUGCUCCCCAUACUGAUCUCAACUGUGAACUUGGAAACUUGGCUUUCCAGCAAUUGUGUGAGGAAGAAUUCCGAAGUUGCAUCCAGUGUCAGGCUUGGGACACUGGAGAGAAGAAGGGACAGAAAUGUUCAAAGUGCCAUUUCGAGAUCAAGCUGGUGGAUGAAUUAAAGCAAGAACAGGUUUGUACCUUCCAAGAUGAGGAGGAUGAUUGCCUUUACCGCUACACUAGGGAAGAAGGCACCAAUCUAUCACAAAACAAUACUGUUCUUGUGCAGAAGAAAGAGUGUCCACCGGGAAGUUUUCUUUGGCUUAUCCCCCUACUCAUUUUUCUGAUACUACUCCUGGGGUUGCUGCUCCUCCUAUGCUGGAAAUUCUGUGAUUGUUGCAAGCAUUGUUUGGCGUUGCUACCCUGUUGUGCACGAGGUCGCAUGGUUGGUUUCAAGGAGGACCACUAUCUGCUCAGGCAGAGUCUCAUGGCAUCAGAUCACCUGGACACUCCAAUGGUGCGCAGCGGUAAUUUGAAAGGGAGAGACACAGUCCACUGGAAGAUCAGAAACAAUGUGCAAAAGCAAGACUACUCAUCCUUCGCCUUCAAUCCCAAGGAUAUCAUUCCAUAUGGGCUCUCUCUCAGAUUGACACGCCUUUACACCCAAAGUCUUGCAAAACUGGAUAGCCGUGAAAAAGAGCAACUGCAGAAAGAAGUGGAGGAAAAUCUGAAUGAAGUGUACAGAAUAAUCCCAGGUUUCCAAAAGUUCCAGCAGACAAAAUUCAGGAUUCAGCCAAAUGCUGGAAAAAGGCAAGACCACACAAUCCUGGACACGGUGCUCCCAGCUCCCCGCUCAGCCAGGAACGAAAUUAUCAAAGUAACAGAGAAGCAUGUCUCGCAAGGAGCUUUCAAUGAAUUAAAAGUGUCGCCUGGUUACUACACUGUGAUUGCUGACCAAGAUGCCCAGGGCAUGGUUGAGUUUCAGGAAGGGGUAGAGUUGGUGGAUGUUCGGGUUCCCCUGUUCAUCAGGGAAGAGGAUGAUGAUGAAAAACAGCUGCAUGUAGAAGCUAUUGAUGUUCCUGUGGGCACCGCAAAAAUUGGUCGUCAUCAAGUCAACAUCACCAUAAUAAAAGAGCAAGCAAAUAGUAUCAUUAGCUUCCUGGAGCCAGUUUAUUCAUACAGCCGCUUUGACCAGCUGGCUAAGAUCCCUUUGGUUCGAGAAAUAUUGGAGAAGGGAAAAUCCCAGAUAACAUACAGGACACGAGAUCUCACAGCUCAGCAAGGCAAAGAUUAUGUUUUUGCGGAGGGUGAUCUGAUCUUCCUGCCUGGAGAGAAGCAGAAGGAAGUACAAAUCAAAUUGAUGGAGUUGACAGAGAUUGAUGCCCUCCUUCGGAACCAGCAGCUGAAACAAUUCGCAGUGGAUCUCAUCAAUCCCAGGUUUGGGGCAAAGGUUGGCAAAUACCCUCAAACCAUAGUGACAAUUGUUGAUCCAGAAAAUGUGUCAUCAGAGAUUCAGUUUCCAUAUUCUCCUAGAGGCACUCUUAUAGCACCUCUUAAUCCAAAUGCACAGGCUUUAAGCUCUAGAAAGAUCCGCUUCAAUUGGUUGCCUCCACCAGGCAAACCAGCAGGAUACAAGGUGAAAUAUUGGAUCCAAGGAGAUCCUGAAUCAGAGGCUCAUCUGUUUGAUUCCAAAGUACCUUCGGCAGAGCUGACCAACCUGUACCCCUACUGUGAUUAUGAAAUGCAAUCCUGUGCCUAUAAUGCUUUGGGCGAAGGGCUUUAUUCUAAGGUGGUCCACUGUCGAACACUUGAGGAAGUUCCUAGUGAGCCUGGGCGCUUGGCCUUCAAUGUCAUAUCCUCCACUGUGACGCAGCUGAGCUGGGCUGAGCCUGCAGAAACAAAUGGCAUAAUCACAGCUUAUGAGGUCAGCUAUGGACUCGUCAACGAGGAAAACAGACCCAUUGGCCCCAUAAAGAAAGUCUUGGUGGAGGAACUCAAGAAGCGGAUGGUUCUGAUUGAAAAUUUACGGGAAUCACAGCCCUACCGUUAUACAGUGAAGGCAAAGAAUGGAGCUGGAUGGGGGCCAGAAAGAGAAGCUACAAUUAACUUGGCUACACAACCAAAACGCCCUAUGUCCAUUCCUAUCAUUCCUGAUGUACCAAUAAUUGAUGCACAAGGAAGAGAAGACUAUGACAGCUUUCUAAUGUACAGCACAGAUGUAUUGCGUUCACCAGCUGGUAGCAAGCAUCCCAGCGUCUCAGAUGACUCUGGCUCUCGAUGGAAAUAUGUGCAGCUGCUGGGGGACGAGCUGGACCUUCGUCACGUCACCUGGAGACUCCCAGUAGAACUGAUCCCUCGUUACUCGGACAGCAGUUGCUUUUCCUCGGACACAGAGGGUCUCCUCCAUGAGGGUAGUACCCUCUCUGAGCUAGUGGACAGUGAUGCAACCAGCGGCAGCCUACCAAGGAGUGGGACUUCCCAGCCCCAACCAGAACACCUGAUGAAUGGCCGACUGGAUAUUGCCUUCCCUGCCGGUAGUGGAAGUUUAACCCGAAAUCAUCUAAGUCCACAUGUAUACCACGAGAGAAGAGUGAUCGGAAACUCAUCGCUAACCAGGGAGUAUACCACGGUGUCUGGACAUGACCCAUCCAAGAAUGUUUUCUCUCCCACAUACGAAGAAACUAGAAGGAUACCCCAGAUCCCGCAGGAUGCGGGCUUUAGGAGGGCAAAUGUGAUGGGUUACUCUGACAGCAGUGAUGCUCGGGAUUCUAUAGUCAUGACUGAUGGGCCCUCUUGGAUUUCCAAAUACUUAGAUUCUAGAAUGCAGCUUCUGAAUGUUCCAGACACUCCUACUCGCUUGGUGUUCUCUGCCUUGGGACCAACCUCCCUGAAAGUCAGCUGGCAGGAACCCCACUGUGAUAAAGAAGUACAAGGAUACAGUGUGCAAUACCAGCUUCUCAAUGGAGGCGAAAUAAAGAGACUUACAAUUCCCAAUCCAAUGCAGAACUCGGUGGUGGUGGAUGAUCUAUUACCUAACCACUCCUAUGUCUUCAAAGUAAAGGCCCAAAGUGAUGAGGGAUGGGGUCCAGAAAGAGAAGGUGUGAUAACCAUUGAGUCACAGGUGGAUCCACGCAGCCCUCUCAGUCCCGUGCCAGGGUCACCAUUUACCCUGAGCACACCCAGUGCCCCAGGGCCUCUCGUAUUCACCGCCUUGAGUCCAGACUCGCUUCAACUAAGCUGGGAGAGACCCCGCCAACCCAAUGGCUUAAUUCUGGGCUACAUGGUCACUUGUGAGACUCUGCAGGGUGAAGGGGAACCCAGGACUAUCUAUGUGGAGGGAGAUAACCCAGAGACCACCCUUACAGUGCCUUACCUGAGUGAAAAUGUUCCGUACAAGUUCAAAGUGCAAGCCAAGACCACUCAAGGCUUUGGCCCUGAAAGAGAGGGCAUUAUCACCAUUGAAUCUCAAGAUGCAGGAGUAUUCUCACAAUAUGGAACACAUCAAUUCACCAGGGAGGAAGUCUUCAAUCUCCCUACAGAAUACAACACCCAAACGAGCAUCACUCACUCCCUACUGGAUCCUUUAUAUGCAGAUGGGAUGCUGAUGACCACCCAGCGAGUGGAAAGUGGCGGCACCCUGACCAAACAGAUCACCAAAGAAUACAUCACCAGCACCAUGUCCAGCAAUAGUGGGACAUUCUCCAGACAGACAGAGAGACAAUUCUAUGAAGCUUGAGCGCACAAGGAAACUGCCAAAAAGACACUCAAAUUUCAACAAGAUGUUCUGUGGCCAUCUUCCAGAUGAGAGCGGAUGGCAAUCUCUGUGCUCCAUUAGCCCUAAAAGCCACCCACUGGCCAUUGCUUUUGAAAUAUCACCAGGUGAUAUCUGCACACAGCCUAGCUGGUAACCUAGCAUCUUGUGAAAGGAGCUUUUAACAGAACACUUGGUUAUGAAACUCUCUUGGCUAGUUCAACUCUGAAUCCAGCUCAUGAGUAUCUGCUUUGCUGCUCUGGAUUUGGUUUGAAAUCCUUACCUCAGACCAUAGCUUUUCACUUUGCAUAUUUUAACUGGAUCUCUUCCUCUUUGUUGAAAUUAAGACCAUCCUCAUUUUUUUUUCUUCUGAGCACAAUAACAUCCUGUUUGUCACAUACAUUCCUUGCAAUCCAGGGGAGUUAAUCCAAUUGUUGUAUAGUUGGUUAUAAAAUCCCACGCUGUGCAGUAUAUAGCAAUUCAUUAGCAGAUUAACAAAAAAUACUAUUUUAUGGCGUAAGGUUGCUAAAAUAUAUACAGGCAGUCCUCGUUUAACGACUUUGUUCAGCAGCCAUUUGCAGUUACAACCAUAAUUUAAAAAGUAUGGUAAUUUUAUGACCAAUCCUCAUAUUUAUAACCUUUGCAGGUCAUAAAGCAAAGGACAGUUAAAGCAAGAGCACAAACACAGGCACAGUUUCACUUAAUGACUGCUGAGUUAAGAACUGAGCUGUUGAUCCCAGGUCAUGAUUGCUAAACAAGGACUUACCUGUAAACCCUUUUCCAAAGAAUCCGAUAUAACAUGGGGCAAUUAAAGCAACUUUCCAACUUCAAUAUCAAAUAUUUGGUAUUGUGCAAUGGACAAUUAAUAUCUUUAAGAGGUAGCUCUCAAAAUAAACUGAUUUACUUCUAGCCAACAUUUUAGUUACUUUUGGAUGAGGCUCUUAUGGUGCAAAUACAAUAGCCUUGGUCAGAGUCCCAAUGUGAUUGUUUUCCUAUCUUUUUUUCUUCCAACCACAUAAAAACUAGUGAAUUGACAAUGAUAGCAUCAUGUUAACGUAUUUUUUGGAAAAUAAUCCUAAAACUCCUUUGGAAACAAACUGAAAUCCAAAUUAACAUCGGUGCUAUGGCUGCAUUUUUCAGAAGCUGCCCAGGAAUUCUUUGGUGAGAAGGUCAGAAUGCAAUUACAUGGCAUCUUAUCUAUCUAAAUCAGGGUUCUCCAAGCUUGCCAAUUUUAAGACUUGUGGACUUCAACUCCAUGCUAGCUGAGGAAUUCUGGGAAUUGAAAUCCACAAGUCUUAAAUUUGACAAGUUUGGCGAACCCUGAUCUAAAUGACAGUUUAUUCGUCAGUGCCAAUCAUCACGCAAGGUGUGGGUAAUGCUAGCUGGCUUAUCCUGCACCCCACAUGACUUGAAGGUGCCCCGUAGUUGUGAGUGGUUCUCAGAACAGAUGGACAUAACAUCUGCUGAAAGUGAACAUUUGAUCAAUGCCACUAGGAAGAGUAAUGCAGCUAGGCCCAUUCAGGCAAAAUGUAUCAGUCUGGAGCUCUUAGGAUCUCAUAUUCAGUGCUGUGAAUCAUUCAUAAGAGAUGGAAUUAUUAAAGUUCCUGGACUGUCUUUUAAAAGGGCAAGAUUUCUUUCGUACUGAACAGAAUGAAUGAUUUCCUGGAUCCUUUGUAAGGGAGUUGCAAAUCAUUUCUUCUUAGGAGAAGCUGCAUUAACUUUUAUCUCCAGAGCUUUCCAUUUCUUUUUCUGAUACGAUUUCCUGUUUCUUGCAAACUCUUACUACCGAUUAUUAAACUUUUCCCUCAGAAUAAGAACCACACAUCUUGGUGUAAUCCAAAGAGGUAUCUAACGGCACAGUCGUUCUAAAUAGAAGUUUUAAAAGGCAUCCUAUGCUUUCACUGAUGUAUAAUGAAAAACACAUUAUAAUGUAAAUUACAUGUUUGUAGAUUAUUAUGGCUUGUAGAGGUUGAUGGAAUUAAGUACACAUGCAGUUUCAGUAUUUCAGAAAUCUGACAGAUGGUGCUUUGGACCGGAUGGCUUUGCAUUGCACUUAAUAAACAUUUUCUCUAUGAUCGCA
Molecule: messenger RNA, 8337 nt
Organism: Pantherophis guttatus
Lineage: Eukaryota; Metazoa; Chordata; Lepidosauria; Squamata; Colubridae
Gene: ITGB4
Product: integrin subunit beta 4
Biological process (GO): cell-cell adhesion; cell migration; cell adhesion mediated by integrin
Cellular component (GO): focal adhesion; cell surface; membrane
Molecular function (GO): integrin binding
Source: RefSeq, a predicted model, not a curated record